AUGGCACACGCUGCAAGACUUGGUGCCCUUACCGAUGACCUGAUCACAGCCGUCUCCUCAUCUACUCCUCGCAGAGAUCGCCGACAACCCAGUCAACUCAAAGAGUCUGCUCUGAGAACUUUCAAAUCACAACAUCAUAUCCGCGUUAACCAAUUCGAGAUCGAUGCGCGACUCGAGGGCUUACUGGAAAAGUUCUAUGUAUUGAACAAUGAACCUCUCGCAGAUGCACUAAAACCUCGUCUUGAUGAGUUGGCUGCGAUACCUAACAAAUGGAGACCCGAAUUGCUGGCCCUUUUGCUGGCUCUAUCAGACCGUCCAGCCGAAAAGACCGACACUGACAGAGCUCUGGAGAUAAUCCCAGAUGAACCCGUCGAGCAGCAAUUGACAUGGGCCGAGAUUAUCGCAGAUGAUCCACUUGACGAAGAAGGUAUCUGGGAUGAUGUCGAGAACGAGUCCGACUACUCGGAACAUCGCCCUCCCAGUCUCAGCGAUGAAUCUAUUAGCGAACCAACAACGUCUACCUCUGCUUCAUUUCUUGGUGAAGAUGAUCCUGGUACCUUGGCACGAGCCUUUGUUAUUCCCAAGGACCACGAACAACUGGGUCAGGUCAAAGACUUACGUGACCGUAUAACAGGCAUGCAUUCAGGCUCGGAACUCACAGAACUGCAAGUAAUUCGUCAGAUACUGCUGAUGCUUCAUGGACUCCCCACGGAUCUGUUCGAACUUGGAAGUAGCGGUCGGUUUCAAAACAGACACUCUUGUCGUUUAGCAAAUAUCGCAUCAUCGACAUUGAGCCAGGUUUUUCAAGAUUCUACCUUACUUGGCUCACAGAUUAUGACCGUCCGCCGGUUUACCAAGUCCAACCAACAGAGUGUGGUCUUGCAGAGUUUCCAAGCUGCAGUACAAACUCGAUUGAAUGCAUUCGGUCGGACGCUGUCGAGCAUUGAGCAAGACUUUCUUCAGCAGGAAAACUCGGCAGUGGUGAGCAUCCUGAAGGUGCAUGCUGAAAUCGAUCGCGUUGCCAAACCACUUACUCACCUCGGGGAUCUGAUACCGGACAACGCUCUCAAGCAUAAUGUUCAAGCGUUGCAUCUGCUCAAUAAUCUAUUCAAACAAGCCUGCAACCUUCAGCUGAUCGGGGAAGAUGAGGAAGGUGCAGAAGUCGCAGCCCUUCUAUCGAGAUGUCUAGAACCAUAUCUUCGUCCUGUCAGAUUAUGGAUGACUGAAGGCAAGCUGAUUGCUUCGGAUGAACUAUUUUUCGUACGAUGCCUUGACGAGAGUUCCGACCGAGGAUCGAUUUGGCACUCUCGCUUCAUGCUACUUAAACAGGCCGAUGGAUUGAUCUUUGCACCUGAUUUCAUCCAAAGUCUAGCUGAAAGAAUCUUCAGAGCUGGAAAAAGUGUCAUGUUUCUCGAGGCUCUCGGUCACACACCAGACGUCUCUAGGCCACAAGACUUAGACAUCGCUCAGAUCAUGCAAUCGACGAGUAACGCCUUGCUGCCGUUCUCAGAAGUCUUCAGGCUGGCAUUGACUCGUUUCGUCGAUGCACUGGAGGGAUCAGAGACUAGGACUUUACGCCAGAUUCUGAUGUUGCAAUGCGGACUUCAGGCGAACAUCACCGCGAUUAACCACCUCUACUUUGGCGUUAACGGUGCGCAUUUCCAGAACUUUGCAUAUAGUAGUUUCCAACGUAUGGAUCGAGGCAGUGGUUGGGAUGAUCGAUUCAUCCUGACCGAGUUGGCACAAACUGCUUUCGAGACCGUUGAUGCCGUCAUGGCUGAUCACAUCACUAUUCGUGUCAAGUCUCGGACGGAUAAGAAAGCCACUGCGUCCUACGGUCAGCGCGAAGAUAUUUUGGGCCGAAUCGUUGUGGACUAUUCUAUCUCAUGGGCGCUACAGAAUGUCCUGACCAGCAAAACCAUGGCAAUCUGCCAAGAAGCUUUCACGAUCAUGCUGAGGCUCUAUCGAGCGCAGUAUCUACUACACCAACAGGAGUGGGCGUUGAGUAUCAUGGCUAGUCGUUCCAAAGAUCAAAGGGUCAAGGAGCUUCUCGCUUUACGUCAGCACCUCUCUUGGUUUGUGACUACUAUGAAAGGCUACGUCUGUGAAGUUUCGUCAGUCGUGACUAAUCAACUCGCUGUCGAUCUCGAGGCAGCAGUAGACGUGGAUGGUAUAGUUGCGGCCUUUGACACGUUCCAACUCAGCCUCACCAGCAAACUUCUACAACACGAGAACCUGGCACCGAUACAAGAAUCUGUACUGGCCAUACUUGAUCUCUACGAAGAUUUGGCACUGGAAUGGAGAGAUGCCGUCAAGCAAAUCAGCGAUCAUGCAUCGCAUCCUACACCUCGACAACUGGUCGUACAGCAAGGAUUUUCGACCCGUCGAGAUAUGCCAGAGGUUGACGAGACAGUUGAUCUGACUGAUGAUGAAGACGAGUCAGAACCGCAUGGACAUUUUGAUCAGAGAUCUGUCUUGAGUGUGCCUAGCCUACUCAAAGAGUACAACAGACAGUUGUCGUUCUUGCUCGCCGGAUUACGUAGUGUAAGCAGAAUCGAAGGCGAGCCGGCCUGGAUUAUGCUAUCCGAGAAACUAUCCUGGGGAGUCCUGGGUGCAGAUAGAAAACAUACGUAA
This is a messenger RNA of Aureobasidium namibiae CBS 147.97, 2634 nucleotides long. RefSeq lists its product as uncharacterized. The record is from RefSeq and is a predicted model, not a curated record. Gene Ontology annotation, molecular function: gamma-tubulin binding; microtubule minus-end binding. The transcript has 3 exons. The coding region runs from base 1 to 2634 and encodes 877 amino acids. Gene Ontology annotation, biological process: spindle assembly; meiotic cell cycle; mitotic cell cycle. Gene Ontology annotation, cellular component: centrosome; equatorial microtubule organizing center; spindle pole. NCBI's taxonomy places the organism in Eukaryota, Fungi, Ascomycota, Dothideomycetes, Dothideales, Saccotheciaceae.